UCGAUACAACAUAUGCUCAUCUAUAUCAAAUUUGUUUGAAUUUUGAUUUACUGGAAAUAAUGUGAUCAAAUUCUGAUUUAGUCGUAAUUUGUAUUUAAUAUGGAUUUGAAAAAGAAAGGAAGGCAAAGCACUCUUAAACAGGCUGAUUCGACACUGAGUAACCGAUUAUGUGGUAUAGACGCUGCUUCAAAACCAAAGCGUCGCAUUAGCUUCAGUGGAAGGAAAUCUGUUCGGGAAUUCCACGCUGAAGAAAAGCCAAAAAGUUGGAACAAUUCCUAUGAAAUUUCGGACACCAAUUCAUUGGAAAAUGUGUCAAUAGACAAAACGAAAGAAGUUUUAAUACCUAUUCUAAAAUACCACAAUCUAUUAGGUUGUAAGGAGAAUAUUAGUAUCCAGGCUAAUGGAACGAAGUUUGAAGACAAAUACCUACAAAAUAAAAAUCAAAAAAAGUUUGCUCUGUCUCUAUUCCAAACUGAAACAAGAGCCUCCAACAGACAGCCAAGAAAUUUUACGAGUGAUGUUUCUAAGGAAAACACUAGACACCUCAAUGAAACAAUAUUAUGUGAUGAAAAGAAUAAGGAUGUAAUUGAGAGGAAACAAGGAAUACCAAAUGACACAUUCUACGGAAAUAGAUUAAGUUUAUUACAAUGCACAGAUAUGGAUAUUACAAAAGAUGGAGAACAUUCUGCUGAAAAUGCUACAAAUCACAAAAUUGUAAAUAUGGAAAAUUUAAAUAAGGGUCCAAUCCAAGCAAUUACUCAAAGCUUUAGCAAUGAGUUAGCGGAAACACUGUUGGAGUCGAUGGACUGUGAUUGUGAUUUGAAGACUAUUUUGGAAAGUGAAAAAAUUAAAAGAGCGGAAGCAUCAACGUCUUUUAAUAUUGACGUUCCCAUGGAUAUUUCUAUGCAACUCAAUGAAUCGUCAAGGUCUAAAUCGAUCAUUUGUAACUCAAACGAAGAACAUAAAAACACUUCAGAAACCGCGUCAUCCGGACAUGGGCAAUACAAAAACAACACAAAUACCCCAAAAGUAGUUGUCUUGCGAAAACUUUGUACACCAACUAAAAAUAUUAUGAAUGAUGUAAUACCAAAACAGACGAAAAAUCAGUCCGCGUGUGAAGAACCGGUAGCUACACCGAAAUCCCAUGGUCACGAUUUAAAUGUUUAUUCCCUUUCAAAUAUUGGAUUUAAUGUCGAUUUUUAUAGUUCUCAGUGCAUUUUAUCUCCCAGUGUUAGUUGCGAUUCGCCUUUAUUUCCUCCAACUAAGAGUAAGAACCUCAACUUUCGACAAUUGAAUGCUGAAAUCGGAAAUGGAAAAAGAGUCGUGUUUCCUAAUAAAAAUGUAAAAGAUCGAGAUGUAACUUUUUCUGAAUCUAACAUUAAUACAAGUCCUAAUGCUCCUAAUAAUGAAAGCCAAAGAGGAAAGAAAACGCAACUAUCAAAACAUGGGGAAGAAGAAAAUAAUGGCAUAUCGGCCGAGCUGAAACUAAACGGAAUGUGUAAUAUAAAUACUAAAAAUAAUAUAACAUAUUCUGAGUGUGAAGACAUACUAACAGAGAGCACUAGUUUUCUGGUGAAGGAAAAAGUGGGUGAUGAGACUAUUUUAGGAAACACUUUACAACUCAGCGAUGAAUUCAGAAAAAACACUAUCCAUUUUAAUUCAGAAAUCGAUACAACCAUUUCCCCAAAAGUAACGUAUGUGGGUCCACUCAGCGAAAAGACGGAAGUUGAAUAUGUAACUGAAAACUUAAAUAUUAUUACGCUAGAUACUCCCAAAUCAACAUCUUAUCUCAGUUCAACAAAAACCAAGGCAUUGGGUAUAAUUAAGCAUACACCAUCGCAACACUGUAAUGAUGAGUGCAAUACUUUGAGAAGGUCGAUAUAUAUGGUCCAUGACAUGAGUUUGAAUAAUACAAAUAUUGAAUUAAUGUCGAGUGUUCCACCUCAACGUCUUAAAACAGAAUUAUCUGAAAUAAACGCCAGUAGUUCCCGUCGAAUCAUGAAAUUUGAUACAACUCCACGAAAUAUAUUAAAACUAGGUAAAAAGCGAAAAACUAUCUAUUUUAAUCAUUAUAUUGAAUCAUUAAGUGCUGAUUCAGUGUCUGUAUUGGAUACGGAGACCUUGACAUCAAAGUGUAAUGAUAAUGCACAGGGAGAUGUAGAAAGUAAAUUUCAUGAAGUAAACUGCACACCGAUACCAGGUCGUAAAGGGCGUUUAGUGCGGCAAAUAAAUGUAGACAUAAGCAGUGACUCGUCGUUUAUCUUAAACUUAAGGGAAGCAAGGGCAGCGUUGUCUAGUAACUGCAAACGUCAAAUUGAAGGUACACCACAUCGUUCUUUUCUAGAGUUUGUAUCUUUAGAAAAAGAAGUCGAGCAAGGCCAAAUAUGUUUGAAGGCAAAUACUAUAGAAGGCGGGAAAGAACCAGAAAGACUUGUUGAAGCAAUUCAAAAUGAAACUCAGCAGGAAUAUAAUUGUUUGGACGGAAAUGAAAUGAGUUUCAGAGAAAAUGAAGAAAAAAUUAAGAAAAAUGAAAUGGAAAACGAAGGCGGAGAAACACCUGAACAUGAAGCGCAGGGAGUUCUUAGGAAACCGGUAGAAACUUUUUCCGAAAUCAGGAGCCUUGAUGUGUCGGGCUUAACGCUUAUAGGAAGUGACAGAAAUGAGAAUUCCUUGAUAAGGAGCCCUAUUUUUAAUUCAGGUACUAAUAAGCGGCUUACUGAGAAUUUAACUCCAAAUUUUCCAUUACCUAAAAAAAGACAAACUCUUAUAUUCACCGACUGUGAGAUACAUGAAGCUACAAUAUGUUCUGAAAGCGUGACAUUGAAAAAUUUAAGUAAUAACUUCAAAGGAGAAGCUGACAUUAUAAAGGACAAAUUCCCGGAGUCAUAUUGCAGGGAGCCAUGCGCGGAAAAUCAAAAUGUUAUAAAUUCCAACGAGUUAAAAUAUAACCUAGAGGAUAAAUAUGACCCGGCAAAUGAGGGGGAGGCUUUUAUUGGACACCAAAAUGAAAAGAUGGUGCCUGAGAGCAAUGAAUAUCUGCCUAACAUCAGUGGUUGGGAAAUGGAUGGUUCUAUUCUUUCAAACAGUAAUGCAGCUAAAAGAAACGAAUCUGGUAUAAUGGAGUAUUCUGUAGAUACUAUUCAGCUGCCUCGACGUGCUGUAACAUUUAACGAAACAAGAAACUCAAUUAUUAAACUGCCGCUUGAGACACAAGAUAUAACAGAGGAAAACGUAGUUGAAAAAUAUAAAAAUAUUGAAUAUGCAUUCGAGGAUAACCCUAUUACGAUAUCUGAUGUAUCUGUACAUUAUUUAGCUCAGCAAAAACCAUCCAUUGUUGAUGAUAUUGGAUUCAACGUCCAAAAGAGUUGUUCAGGAGAUUCGAACAAAACGGCGGUUUUUAACAAGGAGUUUAUUAAUCUAGAAAGGGAAAACUCUCCUUUAUGUAUUUCUGAAAUGGAUGACAUUGACAAGACACGUCUGAGCUUGGUCGAAACAUUACUUUCUGAAAACGAAGACAUAAAUGACGAAGAGCCAUAUCAGAAAGAAUCGGAAAAGGAAUUGAGCAUCAAUCACAACUGCGUUACUACUACACAUAAUCUUAUAGAAUCCUGUUCUGCUUCAUUAGGUGUGAAAGGAAGUAAUAUCGAUGAAAUUGCGAAAGUUCAAAAUACAACAUUAUGUCAUCGAUGUAAACGUUGUCAGGCGACUCUUUCCUCUGAAGGCAUGUCAGCAACUACUGAGUCAUUUGCAUUGCCAUCAAUGCCGCCAUUGCCGUCUCUUGGUUUGGAAAGCUUAGAGAGAUUCCGAAAGCGUCCAAAAUUAAAAGAUGUCCAUGAAUAUUGGCGAAGAAGAUCAUUGGAAAAAAAAGAAGCAAAUAUGGCGACUUUUGCUGAGAAACGCCUUGAUAAUUCAAUUGACGAAAAUUCGGAUUGUGUGAGUAGAACACAUAUUGAGGAUUUUAAAGAUUCUGUGGAGGUCCUUAAAGAAAUCGAAAAGCAAAUCAACGAAUUAAAGAUUUUUGCACCUUUACAAACGGAUGUUUUUUCCAAGAAUCUAAGUAAAAUGCUUAUGUUUUCACUCAUUUACAGCAAAGUACUACCAAACUGGGUGCUCAACUAUCAAAUGAUAGCUAGGGGAAUAAUUCAAUUUAGUCACAAAAAAUGUAUUUCGUUUGCUAUUGAAAUGCUUUGCGAGGAUAGAAAUCAGCUUGGUAACCAAUUUUCGAUACAAGACAUUUCUUUACAAAGUAGUCGUAUUAAAUCGAAACUUUGGAAGCCGAUUGACCAUCUUUUAGAUUCCAAUUUAAAGACUCGCCUGUCGUUUGGUUUAAAACCGUUUUACAGUGGGAAUGCCGAUGAAAAAUUCGUCCUUGGUCUGCUGCAAAGUGUUGAUGAAGUUUGUACUCAGGCGCUUAAAGAUUGUCUAAAUUUAUGGCGAUUAAUUUGCAGUGAAGAAGCUGCUUUGAUCAGAGUAUCAAGUCGAGUUAUUGUUCGAAAGAUUAUACGUGAAGUUGCUUAUGAAGGCGUGGGUCAUUAUCCAAUUGUGAACAACACUGAGUUUCAAAUAGAAUUAAAUAAUAUUCAAACAGUAUCAUUUAAGGAUAUUAUAUCUCCACCAUUGUAUGCUUUUAGUGAGGAAUUACAAUUUUUACCAAGUGGCAUAGAUUUUCUUAGAGUGUUUCUCAAAUCUCCCUGCAGUUACUUGCGACCAUUAACAAAAUAACGGAAGAAAAUAUUUUAAAUGUCAAUAUAUAUACUACAAAGACUA
Molecule: messenger RNA, 4767 nt
Organism: Anastrepha obliqua
Lineage: Eukaryota; Metazoa; Arthropoda; Insecta; Diptera; Tephritidae
Exons: 10
Coding region: 100-4722 (1540 amino acids)
Source: RefSeq, a predicted model, not a curated record